AUGGUUAAAUAUUUUACCUUUCCAGAUUACAUAUUUGUGACACCCGUCAAAGUGGAUUCCAGUGGAUCGUACAUUUCGCAUGAUGUUUUGCACAGCACUAGGAAAAAGAGAUCGACUCAGAGUUCAAAAAGUUCCUUGCACUACAGAUUUUCAGCAUUUGGACAGGAACUGCACUUAGAACUGAAACCUUCUACCAUAUUAAGCAACAGCUUUACUGUCCAGGUACUUGGGAAAGACGGAGUCACAGAUUCUCAGGACCGUGAAGUUGACCAGUGCUUCUAUCAAGGAUUUAUAAGGAACGAUAGCACCUCUUCAGUAGCAAUAUCUACAUGUGUAGGCUUGUCAGGUUUGAUAAGGACACGGGAGAAUGAAUUCCUUAUAUCUCCAUUACCUCAGCACCUAGCACAGGAACAUAAUUAUACAGCACCCGCUGGACAUCAUCCUCAUGUCUUAUACAAACGGACAGCAGAAGAGAAAGUGCACCGGUACAAAGUAUCUUCCAGCCCCAAUCACUUUUCCCCUGGUCAUCACAGAAAUCACACUUACUCCAAGUAUCAUGGUCAGGCGAAUGAUUACCACCCUGGAAGGUUUCAAAAGCAGCAUUUUUGUGGACGUCGCAAGAAAUAUGCACCUAAACCACCCACAGCAGAUAGGUACAUUUUCUCCGAUGAGUAUGGUAGUUUUGCAAGGUUCAAAAGAUCGUCUGUUAAAAUCCAGAAAAGCAGAAGUCUCAGUGUUGAAACCCUUGUUGUGGCUGAUAAAAAAAUGCUGGAGAAGCAUGGAAAGGAAAAUGUAACCACGUACAUCUUAACAGUUAUGAACAUGGUUUCUAGCCUUUUUAAAGAUGGAACAAUUGGAAGUGACAUAAACAUCAUUGUUGUCAGUCUCCUCCUUUUGGAACAAGAACCUGGUGGAUUAAUGAUCAGCCAUCAUGCAGACCAAUCAUUAAACAGCUUUUGUCAGUGGCAGUCUGCUUUGGUUGGGAAGAAUGGAAGACGCCAUGACCAUGCCAUCUUGCUGACAGGAUUUGAUAUCUGUUCUUGGAAAAAUGAACCCUGUGACACUUUAGGAUUUGCACCUAUUAGUGGCAUGUGUAGUAAAUAUCGUAGCUGCACCAUCAAUGAAGAUACAGGUCUGGGUUUGGCAUUUACUAUUGCCCACGAAUCUGGACACAACUUUGGUAUGAUUCACGAUGGAGAAGGGAAUCCCUGUAGAAAAGCUGAAGGGAAUAUCAUGUCACCCACGCUCACAGGAAACAAUGGAGUCUUUUCUUGGUCUGUAUGCAGCAGGCAGUACCUCAACAAAUUUCUCAGUACAGCUCAAGCUGCUUGCCUGAUUGAUGAACCUAAGCAAACAGGACAGUAUAAAUACCCUGAUAAACUGCCAGGGCAGAUCUAUGAUGCUGAUACCCAGUGCAAAUGGCAAUUUGGAACGAAAGCAAAACUGUGCAACCUCAGUUUUGUGAAGGAUAUAUGCAAAUCACUCUGGUGUCAUAAAGUAGGUCACAGAUGUGAGACAAAGUUCAUGCCUGCAGCAGAAGGGACAGCUUGUGGCAUAAGUAUGUGGUGUCGAAGAGGUCAGUGUGUCAAAUAUGGAGAUCAUGGACCCAAGCCUAUUAAUGGCCAGUGGUCUGCUUGGUCUGAGUGGUCAGAGUGUUCUCGGACCUGUGGAGGUGGAGUAACGUAUCGAGAGAGACACUGCAAUAACCCAAAGCCACAGUAUGGUGGCAAGUUCUGUCAGGGUUCCAGCCGUAUUUAUCAGCUUUGCAAUAUUCAGCUAUGCCCACCUAAUAGGCUGGACUUCCGGGCACAGCAGUGUGCAGAGUAUAACAGCAAGCCUUUCCGCGGAUGGUACUACAAAUGGAAGCCCUAUACUAAAGUCGAAGAGGAAGAUAGAUGUAAGCUGUACUGCACAGCUGAAGACUUUGAUUUUUUCUUUGCAAUGUCCAGCAAAGUGAAGGAUGGAACCCCAUGUUUCCCCAACGCAUAUGACGUUUGCAUUGAUGGAGUUUGUGAACAAGUUGGGUGUGAUCAUGGACUUGGAUCAAAAGCUGCAUUGGAUGCUUGUGGAGUUUGCAAAGGAGAUAAUUCAACAUGCAAGUUUUUUAAAGGCCAAUACUUGAUCCAACACAAAGCUAAUGACUAUUAUCCAGUAGUCACUGUUCCAGCCGGAGCACGUAGUAUUGAAAUCCAGGAAAUGCAAAUCUCCACCAGCUACCUUGCAGUGCGCAACCUAAAUAAGAAGUAUUAUCUCACAGGGGACUGGACAAUUGACUGGCCAGGAAAGUUUUCUUUUGCUGGGACAACUUUUGAUUAUCAACGCUCUUUUAACCAUCCAGAGAGUCUAUAUGCGGCAGGGCCGACUAAUGAGACACUAGUCUUUGAACUCUUGUUACAAGGCACAAAUCCUGGUAUCUCUUGGGAAUACACAUUUCCCAAAGCCAUCAGUGAGAACAAGACAUCUGCCAAGAAACACAGCUACUCCUGGGUGACGAUACAGUCAGAGUGCUCAACUGCAUGUGGUGGAGGGCACUUUACAGCAAAAACACUUUGUUUACAAGACCAUCACAUGCGUGUGAAUUCCUCUUUCUGUGACCCAAGGACAAAGCCUGUGACGGAAACAAAACUGUGCAAUACUAACCCCUGCCCAGCAUACUGGUCAACAGGCGAAUGGAGCACGUGCAGCAAAUCUUGUGGUGGAGGGCAACAAAGUCGCUUGAUUCAGUGUGUGCAGAAAAAAUCUUUUCAAAAGGAGGAGGUGGUAGCACAUUCCCUUUGUCCAGUCAGCACUCCGGCUCAGGUACAGAUGUGUAAUAACAGAGACUGUCCCCCUGAAUGGAGCACUGGACCUUGGUCGCAGUGUUCUAAGACCUGUGGGAGAGGCAUUAAGAAACGGGACGUUUACUGCAAAGGCAACAGCUCUUUCAAGGUGAAAAUCUUACCGGAGAGUUUGUGCAGCAAAGAACCCAAGCCAGAACCCCAGCAGACCUGCGUGCUAGGACGAUGCCCCAAGAACGACCGACUCCAGUGGAUGAUUUCUUCUUGGAGUGAGUGUUCAACCUCCUGUGGCCCUGGUGUAAGAAAGCGGGAAAUGAAGUGCAUUGAGAAAAGCAUCCAUGGAAAACUGAUCACCUUCCCUCAGCGAAGAUGUCGGAACAUAAAGAAACCAAGCAUAGAGCUGGAAGAAACAUGUAACAAUGGAGCUUGUCCAUUGAUUACAUUAUAUAGCAUGGUGUCUGGAUGGUACUCCUCACCCUGGCAACAGUGUACGGUAACAUGUGGUGGGGGCGUGCAAAUGCGGACCGUGCAAUGCUUGAGGCAGGGACGACCAGCAUCUGGAUGUCUGCCCCAUCAGAAACCGGCUAUCUCAAGAGCCUGCAAUACCAACUUUUGCCCAGCUCCUGAGAAAAAAGAUGAUCCCUCCUGUGUGGAUUUCUUCACUUGGUGUCAUCUGGUCCCCCAGCAUGGUGUCUGCAACCACAAAUUUUAUGGCAAGCAAUGCUGUAAAUCAUGCACAAAGAAGAUCUGAUAGCAAUAUUUUAUUCCAGCCCUGCAAUGACAGGAUUCUUCCCUUCAAUUUAUGUUGGAAUUAAAUUUAUUCUGUGGCAGGACAUGGUGCCACAUAAACCACUGGUGGAAGAGACACAUGCCAUAGAGUAAUAUUUUCUAAGGGAAUGUCUGAGGUACAGUAAUUGUUGGACAAAUAGUGAACAAGGCCUGGUUUUUUUGCUGACCUCACUAAAGUACAGGGUACUAUGGAUCACUUGAACACUAAGAAGCAAGGGACAAUUCGUUCUUUAAGUGUAUCAUUUUGCACUGUCUUAUAAGGAAAACACUAAGGCAAGCAAGGCUUAUUGGGAUAAUUUAAUGGAAUGCAAUCAAAAGAGGUUGCCAAUUCCACAAAUAAGGUUACAGUGUGAUGGUACAUAUACCACAGUGUUAACAUAGUGUCCUGUCCCUAUUUGUUAUGAUGAUAAACUUUCCAAAGGAAGGAAGGUGUUUACUGCCAUUCUCACAAGAGAGAAAUUCAGAUGACUGUUGCCUGGAGAAUGCAGUGUCACAGGUGCUGUGACCCCAAGAAGUAAAAGAGUGCACUACGGAGAUAUAUGGUGCUUUUCUAUUACACUUGCUGCUGGAAAAGCGAGUUUUGCAUCAUGCUAUUGUUUUUAUUGUUUUGAAGAAUUCACCUUCUGCUUCGUGUAGAAACUCAGAGGUGGUUACCUAGCAACUUGAAAUGUAUUCCUAGAAAUAUUCAGCUGUUAGAAUAUGUUGGACGUUUAGCAUUGCUGUGUAUUACAAAUACAAUAGCAUUUUGUAUUUCAACUAACUCAUCCAAGGAUUUGGUGAGCUUAAUGGUUAUAAAGUUCUCCAUCUUCUAAGCUCAUAUGAUAUGUAGUGUUAUGGUUUAAACUUGGUUAUCAGUAAUGAAUACUCAAACUAUGUUUUGCCAGAAGCUAAAUUGUUUGAAUACCAAUAUGUUGAAGAAUGUUUCAUUCCAUCUCUGCAGAUUUUGGUUCAUCAGUUACCGAAAAGGAAACAGAAGCUUGGCCAAUCUUUUACUUCAUGUAUACACGUUGCUGAAGAGUUAUUUAUUCAUACAUGCAAUAUCAUUAGCUGAAAAGUAGUAAGCUAACCAGAAAAAAAAUUAAAUCAAUGAUAUCUCUAUAUAUUUUCAUAACGAUCAAAAUCCACUUAUUUAGAUCAGGGGCCCUAAAGCAAAUAGCAUGCAUUUUAUAACACCUGCGAUGAUAUUUGCAAUAGCCAACAGGCAGUAGAGACCGUGUAUUGAAUGAUACAAUUUAAAAUGUUACUGCAUUGGAAAAACACCCAAUUUAUUUGCCAAAACCAUUCUAACUGAGACAGGGCUGUGUCCUACUGUAAUUUUCUGGGGAGUGGCUAUAAGGGACAUAUUUAUCUAAUUCCACCCAUUCCCACAACUGCUUUUGAUGAAUGCAUCUCAAUUUUACUGCUUGUUAAAAUAUCAUUUCAAACUAGAAUUAGCCAGCUCAGCACUAAUGCCAGACAGUGGUCAGUUAAAAUUAGCAGUUCCUUUUGCAACAAUUUAAAUGAAAAACAUGUUUACUAUGAUACUUUAAGAAAUGAUUGGUAACAUAUCUCAAUCUACUAGGCUCUGUCUGAUAUUGGACAUCAUAUAAUUAUAACUUCUAUUUUUUUCUAGGAAAACUGCAAGGGUUUUUUGUUGUUUUUUAUUAUUGUGUCCUUUUAUUAUUUGAUGUAAAAUAAUUAAUUUAUUAAUGCAUAGCUUCUUCUUUAUAUUUCAUUGCUUACUUCCUUAAGUAAGUGACAACAAUUCAGAAGAGAAAAUGAUAGUGCCACAUAAAAUAUGGGUUAUAGUGUAAAAAAGCAAAAAUAUAAGUGUAAUAUUUAAUUGUUUUAUAAGUUUUUAUAAUAAAGUACUCUGUUUCAUUAUAUUUUGAAUUGUAAAAUUCUUAAAUAAAAAUAUGGA
This is a messenger RNA of Gavialis gangeticus (Gharial), 5466 nucleotides long. RefSeq names its product ADAM metallopeptidase with thrombospondin type 1 motif 18 (gene ADAMTS18). The record is from RefSeq and is a predicted model, not a curated record. Bases 1 to 3528 code for a protein of 1175 amino acids. The transcript is spliced from 21 exons. Gene Ontology annotation, biological process: extracellular matrix organization; proteolysis. Gene Ontology annotation, molecular function: metalloendopeptidase activity. Gene Ontology annotation, cellular component: extracellular matrix. NCBI's taxonomy places the organism in Eukaryota, Metazoa, Chordata, Crocodylia, Gavialidae.